Messenger RNA from Drosophila novamexicana, 240 nucleotides. RefSeq lists its product as uncharacterized. Lineage: Eukaryota; Metazoa; Arthropoda; Insecta; Diptera; Drosophilidae. The record is from RefSeq and is a predicted model, not a curated record. The transcript is spliced from 2 exons. Bases 1 to 240 code for a protein of 79 amino acids.
AUGAAAGUUAUCAUUGUGGCUGUCAUUGCUUGCCUGACAUUUGUGUCGGCUCUUCCCCAGGUUGAGCGGGGCUCAAUAUAUGCACCCAGUGGAAGGUUUGCCUUGACCGAGAACUGGGCAGCUCCACCAGUUGAUCUGAGCCAACCCAUUGUAAUCCUGCCCGUGGCAACACCCAUCACUGAAGAACCCCAAGAACCCAAACUCACAGCCCGGCAUUUGACUGGUUGUCCUAAUAUUUAA